AUGAUGGGUCCUGAUUAUGGAGGCGGUCUCUCCUCAGAUCGGGUCCACGCUCACCCCCCUCUUGCCAACGACGGUAGUUAUCAGCUCGAUCACGAUCGGCCGAACAUGACGCCUAGUCCUUCAUACUCAAACGGAGGAUAUCCUGUACCGACACGACCAACAGGCUCGCCCACCCUCAGUGCCCAUAGUGAUCCACGGAGGAGCGGUGAGCGAAGUAGAUCUAGGGCACGUAAUGGAAGAUCAGCAAGCGGGUCGCUUCGUAUAUGUGCGAAAUGUGGUGAGCCUUUGACAGGCCAGUUCGUGCGGGCUUUGGAAGCGACAUUUCAUUUAGAGUGCUUCAAGUGCCAUGAUUGUGACCAGAUUGUUGCUUCUAAGUUCUUCCCGGCCGACGACGAAAAUUCAGGCGGGCAGUAUCCAUUGUGCGAAACCGACUACUUUCGUAGACUUAAUCUUCUUUGCCAUCAGUGUGGUGGCGCUCUACGUGGUUCCUACAUCACCGCCCUUGACCGAAAGUAUCAUGUGGAACAUUUCACAUGCUGUCUAUGCUCAACUGUCUUUGGGGCCCAGGAUAGCUACUAUGAACACGAUGGUGAUGUUUACUGCCAUUAUCACUAUUCAACGCAAUUCGCCCAACGAUGUAAUGGCUGCCACACGGCUAUCUUGAAGCAAUUCGUGGAGAUUUAUCGCAAUGGCCAGAACCAACAUUGGCACCCCGAGUGCUAUAUGAUUCAUAAGUUUUGGAAUGUACGCUUGGCGCCGCCUGAUGGCAACGAAGAACAGCCGCCUGAAGCGCCAGAUGCUGAGAGCCGGGAGCUUGUGCGUCAAAGGGAGGAAAUCAUGGAGGAUAAGGUUUAUCGAAUUUGGAGCGUCCUAUCGACCUUUGAAGAAUCAUCUGCUGCGUGUAUUUCUGAUAUGCUGCUUCAUGUCAGCAACGGCUCGUAUAUUGAUGGUGUUUUCGUUGCCAAGAGAUUUAUUCUUCAUGUGGAAAUUCUAUUCCAGUCUGCCGACCGCCUUGAUGAGACUCUCAAAAGGCUGGACAUGAAAGCUUUGUCAUAUGGCCGGGAAGCGAAACUACUUUGCAAGAAGGUCGUUUCUUUUUUUUCAUUAUUGUCCAAAACACAAGAACCAAACAUAUGGAAAAUAGGCGUCACACAAGAACUGUUGUCCCUCGUUACUGGGCUUGCCCAUUAUCUCAAACUCCUCAUAAGAAUUUGUCUCCAGGGUACCCUCAGGCUUGAACGUGAGCAAGGCUCAUCAGAUGGGCUGUUUCAAUUUCUUGGAGAUCUCGGUAUACUAGAAUCGAUGAAAAGCGAUGAUGAUUCGUUGCAGAUAACUCUCGGUAUGUCCGGGUUGUCUGCAAACGAUUCAGACCAGUGUACAUUGUGCCGCAAGCCUAUAGAGGAUGAAUGUGCCUUAAGUGGCGACAAACGGUGGCACUUAGGUUGUGUAUCUUGCGGGCGAUGUGGUCGCGAGUUAGGUAAGACUCUUGAUCUGGCUCGUUUGCAUCGGGAAAAAGGAAUUAUCUGUGUCGACUGCGAAGCACAGUUUGGUGAACAUGGGCAGUCUUUCGAACGAACCUCGAAGCUUCAACAAUACAUCUUUCUAUUGAAGGUAGCCUUGGCGCGCUUACUUGAGAUACUCCGAAACAACGGUGCGCUGCAAUACGGUACAAAUGAUCAGGAUCACGACGGUGGCAGACCGUCACUCGAAAAUGGAACAGUUCUGCUUCGAUCCGACUCGCGGUCAAAGUCAUUUAACGAUGGGGAGCGUCUCGAGAGGGAGUCGUCUUACGAGAACACUCUCAAUGAUGUACGCAGGCUUAGAAGCACACGAUUUGACAAGCAUUUGUCAUCAAAUUUUAGGAAAGCUCGGACGUCGAGGAUCAUGGAUGGCCCAGACGGACAUUCGGUACAUCCUGGCUCCACGGGUGCAGAUGGAGAUCUGCGGAACAAGGCGUUACAAAUUGACGAAGAGCGAGAGACCGGGCCAGGGGGCACAACGGAGCAAUAUUUCGGACACCAGGAUGCUUUGACUUUAGAUGAUAUUCCUCGAAUUGUCGCUGCAGAGCAAGCCCGAGAGCAACAGCCCAACAAGCCCACACGCCAAGAACUCUUCAGAUCAGCUACUACUGAGCCAAUAUACGGCGGCCACCAACGAACCUUAUCUGGUGGCAGAGAUGCUGAUUUUAAAACCCUAGGUGAGCAGAGGGGUGCUAGAAAAUUCUUCUCCGAGUUGUCUGGAUUAGAGUACUUCAUUGUUCGCCACGUCGCAGUGUUAACGAUGCAACCAAUGCUGGAGCAAGAAUUCACUCUUGAAGAACUUCUCGGACUUAUUGAAGCGAGGAAACCGCCCACAUUCUGGAAUAAGUUCGGCAAGGCGUUUGGUAAAAACGAUACCCGCAAGAGCGCUAAGAAAAAAGGUGUAUUUGGCGUUCCCUUGGAGAUUAUUCUCGAGCGAGACGGAGCCGAUUCUACUGAUGGCGUUGGCCCUGGCGCUCUUCGAAUACCUGCCAUCAUUGAGGAUACCAUUAUAGCUCUCAAAAACAAAGAUCUCUCCAUCGAGGGUGUUUUCAGGAAGAGUGGCAACAUUAAGAAGCUCACUGAACAAGUCGCAGCCAUAGAUAGGGAUGGCUGUGAUGUCAUUAGAUGGAACGAUGAGUCACCUCACCAGCUUGCAGCCCUUCUCAAACGAUAUCUACGCGACCUUCCCGAACCUUUAAUGACAUUCAAGCUCUAUAGAGUAUGGAUCGCAGCAACAAAAAUAAAUGACCCCGACAAAAGGAGACAAUGUCUUCACAUGGCCUUUUGUCUUUUGCCGCAGACCCACCGAGACACGCUAGAGGUCUUAUUUACCUUUUUCAAAUGGGUUGCAACCUUCCACCAAGUGGAUGAAGAUACGGGAUCGAGGAUGGACGUCCACAAUCUUGCCCGAGUAAUUGCUCCAAAUAUUCUUCGCAUGAACACCAAGAGUGCAAGCUUUUCUGAUGAACCCAUGACUGUCGUUUCGUGUGUCGAAGAGCUUAUUCAAUCAAAUGAGGAGAUGUGCAUGGUUCCUGCUGAAAUCAUGGGGAUACUCAGUGACUCGAGCUUGUUCAGUAACAACGGUGAUAUCACAACGAAGGAGAUUUUGAAACGGAUCGAAGGUCGCGGCCCAAAUGGCGGCAUGAAGCUUGAUGGUGCAGAGUUUGGUUCGAGACAAGAAAGUCACAGAAGGGCUAUGGCCACACGGGUCGACACAGACCCAACUCUACUCCAAGAACCCACCAUUCCUUUCACAAAUACCCAAGGUACUCCGCCUCCACAAUGGCGACAUCCCGACAAUGAUAUUACCCACCCUGAACAGUAUGAACGAAGCGGGACACCCCAGGCAGAUCUUAGUCAACGCAAGGAGUGGCGUAACUCUGGAUGGAGUAAACCAAAUAAUUCUCUUGCGACGGGCUAA
Molecule: messenger RNA, 3441 nt
Organism: Xylaria bambusicola
Lineage: Eukaryota; Fungi; Ascomycota; Sordariomycetes; Xylariales; Xylariaceae
Product: rho-type GTPase-activating protein 1
Exons: 4
Coding region: 1-3441 (1146 amino acids)
Biological process (GO): signal transduction; actin cytoskeleton organization
Cellular component (GO): cytoplasm
Source: RefSeq, a predicted model, not a curated record